CAAAAAUGGCAUUCUUAUUCGACAAAGUGAAGAGCAGCUUGAAGGAUGUGGAGGCGAAGAUCAAGGCAGAAGCAAUCGGCAAACCCGUACACGCCCACACAGAUUCAGCCAAUGUUUGCUCAGAUAACGACAGCCAUCACCUCCAUCGUUUCCAGAGUUUCGCACCACAGCGCGAGGGAAACGAGGUCAAAUGGUAUGUCGAUGGCUGCUCGUACAUGUGGGCCGUGUCCCUCGCCAUCGAGAACGCGAAGUCGUCAAUAUGGAUACUGGAUUGGUGGUUGAGUCCAGAACUCUAUCUUCGAAGGCCCCCUGCGCAGCACGAGCAGUACAGACUGGACAGAUUACUGUUUGCCGCCGCUCAGCGAGGUGUGCAAGUGAACAUCAUCGUCUACAAGGAGGUCACACAAGCUUUGACCCUCAGCUCAAGUCACACAAAACAUUGGCUGGAGGAUGAGGACAAGACCGGGAACAUCAAGGUCUUGCGCCAUCCAGACCAUUUGCCAGAUAAACAAACUCUGCACUCAAACUUCAUCGCAAGCAUCAAACAGGCCGGGCUUAGUGCUUCAAAGCUGGCACAGCUUCCUGCAGAUGCCGUGAAGGGAAUAUACGGCAUGAACGAGAAUACGAUCCUAUACUGGGCGCAUCACGAGAAAUUAUGUUUGGUCGACAGUCAUGUGGCGUUUAUGGGCGGGCUUGACCUUUGCUAUGGUCGCUGGGACACGAACAAUCACGCCAUCAGCGAUGCACACCCGGGAAACCUCGACAAGAUUGUCUUCCCGGGACAGGAUUACAACAAUGCACGAAUCAUGGACUUUAGCGACGUAAGCCAUUGGGAGAACAACAAGUUACCACGAACUGGCAACAGCCGUAUGGGCUGGAGCGACGUGGCAAUAUGCCUCAAGGGGCCUGUCGUGGAGGACUUGAAAGCUCAUUUCGUCCAGCGAUGGAAUUUCGUGUAUUUCGAGAAGUAUGAUGUCCGCAAGGAUGCGAGGUACACACCUCUUGUCUAUCACCCUCAAAGAGUUGGCAUCAUUGGACACCCAUAUCAGUCCACCGAAGACGGUGGUAUCGAGGGCGAGGGUCAGACAGAGGGGUUCCGUAACAGAAUCCGCGAGCAGUACGAGAGGGGUCGUGCAAGGCUUGAGGAAGGCAGAGAUCGGCUACUCUUUGACCAAGAAUAUCCAACCGGCCCUCUCGGCGGAGUGCAAUGUCAGAUCACUCGUAGCGCGUGCAAGUGGAGUCACGGCGUGAGCCUCGAGCAUUCUAUCGCGAACGCGUACAUCCAGACGAUCAAGAACAGCAAACACUUUUGCUACAUGGAGAACCAGUUUUUCAUCACCGCUACAGGACACGAACAGAAGCCGAUCCGCAAUCUAAUUGGUGCCGCAAUCGUCGAAAGAAUCUUGCGGGCCGCCAGAAACAAUGAGGACUGGCACAUGAUUAUCAAUAUCCCCUCAGUUCCCGCCUUCGCCGGUGAUCUCAAGGACGAAGCUGCGCUAGGAACUCGAGCAAUCAUGGAGUUUCAGUACUUCUCUAUCAACAGAGGCGGACAUUCGAUCAUGGAAGAAGUCGCUCGCCAAGGGGUCGACCCCACGAAGUACCUACGCUUCUACAACUUAAGGAGCUACGACAGGAUCAACACCAAUGCUUCCAUGGCAAAGGCCGAGGAACAAUCUGGAGUGUCAUACGAUGAUGCACGCAAAGGCUAUGACCAGCGUUUCGGGCAUACUCUCGGUUCUGACCAGUACAACCAAGAGUAUGCAGAUGCCGAUGGCAACGCCAAUGCAUACGAACAGUAUCAGCAGGCUGCUGGGCAGAUGUCCGGAGGAGGAGCGAGCGGACGCUGGGAUUCAGUCUCGGAAUGCUACAUGCUCAACGGACCCGACAUUAGAUCUGUGCCAUGGGAAGGUGAUCCUGAAACUGAAAUGGACGCAUUCGUAUCGGAAGAGCUAUACAUACACUCCAAGUUGCUGAUAGUGGAUGAUCGGAUUGUGAUCUGCGGCUCGGCCAACCUGAAUGACCGAUCUCAGCUUGGAGAUCACGACAGCGAGAUUGCGAUGAUUAUCGAGGAUCCGCAAGAAAUCGAUUCCUACAUGGGUGGUCAGCAUUGGAAAGCCUCCGUCUUUGCCGCUUCUCUUCGUCGCCAGAUCUUCCGGAAACACUUGGGACUGCUCAAGACGCAAAUCAUGGAUCGACCAGAUAACAACUUCUUCCCUGUCGGCACGCCAAACGAGUACGAUUGGGGCAGCCGGGAAGAUCAUGCAGUUGCCGACCCCAUUUGUGAGUCCUUCUUGGCGUUAUGGAAUCAGACCGCUGCAACCAAUACCCGGGCCUUUGCCAAAGUCUUUCACCCAGUUCCGGAUGAUUCGGUGAAGACAUGGAAAGAAUACGACACCUACUAUGAAACCUAUUUCAAAGCGGACGACCCCAAGCAGAAGGGAGAGGAAAACCAGAAGCCGACCUUCUGGCGAUGGGGUCAUGUAGUCAAAGAAGAGUUCAGUCCUGGUCCACAAGGAACGCAGGAGAUGAAGGAGGUUCUCAGCACGAUUAGAGGCAAUCUCGUAGAGAUGCCGUUGUUGUUCCUGAAGGACGAGGAUAUUGCGAAGGAGGGAUUAGGAUUGAAUGCGUUGACGGAGGAGGUCUACACUUAGAAGAUCUGCCUGGAGACAUGGAGAGGUUUCACGGUUUCAGGCUGCCGUACAAACUAGGUUGACGCAUUGAGUAACUCGGUUUCCACCAGAGAGACAAGGAGAAAUAUGACGAUGAUGAUGAUACUGAUGAUACUGAUUCCACCACUGGUCUGUCACUUACUUGUCAGGUGGUAGGGUACCUACCUUAGGUAGAUAGUAUACGCGCGAGAGCCUGGGCACCUAGCCUCCACCGAACACUGAAAUGAAAAGAACAUCUAGC
This is a messenger RNA of Sphaerulina musiva SO2202, 2910 nucleotides long. RefSeq names its product phospholipase D/nuclease. Gene Ontology annotation, biological process: intracellular signal transduction; cell motility; phosphatidic acid biosynthetic process. Gene Ontology annotation, molecular function: D-type glycerophospholipase activity. The transcript has 3 exons. Lineage: Eukaryota; Fungi; Ascomycota; Dothideomycetes; Mycosphaerellales; Mycosphaerellaceae. The coding region runs from base 6 to 2651 and encodes 881 amino acids. The record is from RefSeq and is a predicted model, not a curated record.